AUGGCCUACGGAGAACCAAUCCCAACCAUCGUCUCGGUGGACCUUGACAAACCUGCCUUUGAACAACCAGGGAUACACAACAGAUGGCACCCAGAUAUCCCCGCAUGUUACACAAUGGAACAGAACAAGCCGUACAAAAUUGAAUGUUUUGAAUGGACUGGAGGCCAGAUCAAAAACAACGACUCUGCUGACGACAUCAAGUACUGUGAUCUGACCAGGAUCCAUUAUCUGUCUGGACCUUUUGCGGUUGAAUCUGCUGAACCAGGAGAUGUUCUGGUUGUUGAAAUCCAAGACGUUCAACCCCUUGACAGAAGCCCCUGGGGUUACUGUGGAGUAUUUGCCAAAGAGAAUGGUGGGGGCUUUCUGGACAAGUUCUAUCCAAAGGCAGCCAAAGCAGUGUUUGAUUUCGAAGGCAUCCAUUGCAGUUCCCGCCAUCUACCUGGGGUAAGAUUUGCAGGGCUUAUCCACCCUGGAAUCAUUGGAACGGCUCCUAGUGCGGAGGUGCUAGAGGAAUGGAACUCCAGAGAGAAACAGGUUGUCCUUGAUAACCCACAUUCCGAAUUCAUCGUUGCAAACCCACCAUGUAUUGAAAACACAUUCGCUGGUUCCUUAGCCGAUAGUGAUAUUGCAAAGAAGGUUGCUGCUGAAGGUGCGCGGACUAUUCCUGGCCGUCCAGAGAAUGGGGGAAAUUGCGAUAUCAAAAAUCUUUCAAGAGGGUCGAAAGUGUAUCUGCCGGUCCACGUCAAAGGAGCUAACCUCUCUGUUGGUGAUUUGCACUUUUCCCAGGGAGAUGGUGAGAUUUCGUUCUGUGGAGCCAUAGAAAUGAAUGGUUGUAUCACUCUGAAAUGCUCAGUCAUAAAGGGAGGGAUGUCCAAAAUGAACAUGAAAAGUCCAAUGUAUCUCCCAGGACCUGUUGAGCCUCAUUAUGGUCCCAACAGAUACCUCACUUUUGAGGGCUUCUCCGUAGAUGAGACUGGAAAGCAGUUUUGUCUGGACACCACAGUUGCCUAUCGUGAGACAUGCCUCAGGGUCAUUGAAUACUUGAGACGUUACGGUUACAACGACUACCAGAUCUAUCUUUUGCUCUCCACCGCUCCUAUCCAAGGUCACGUUGCAGGCAUUGUCGAUAUUCCAAAUUCAUGUACCACAAUUGGACUUCCCAUGGACAUUUUCGACUUUGAUAUCUCUCCUGAGUCCGAAGUAGUCCAAAAAGACAUGAAAAGCUGUGCUUUCGCUACGGAUGAUCUUGAGAAGGGCUUCCCGGUUCAUCACAUCAUCCCCAACCGUCUUCUUGAGAUUAUUACGAAGACCUCGGGAGCUUGA
Kuraishia capsulata CBS 1993 is the source of this 1323-nucleotide messenger RNA. RefSeq lists its product as uncharacterized. The record is from RefSeq and is a predicted model, not a curated record. Gene Ontology annotation, molecular function: hydrolase activity, acting on carbon-nitrogen (but not peptide) bonds, in linear amides. The transcript has a single exon. Bases 1 to 1323 code for a protein of 440 amino acids. NCBI's taxonomy places the organism in Eukaryota, Fungi, Ascomycota, Pichiomycetes, Pichiales, Pichiaceae.